AUGGCGCUCGGGCUGCUCAUCGCCGUGCCGCUGCUGCUGCAGGCGGCGCCCCCCGGAGCAGCGCACUACGAGAUGAUGGGCACCUGCCGCAUGAUCUGCGACCCAUACACCGCCGCACCCGGCGGGGGACCCGCGGGCGCCAAGGCGCCGCCGCCGGGACCCAGCACCGCCGCCCUGGAAGUCAUGCAGGACCUCAGCGCCAACCCUCCACCUCCCUUUAUCCAGGGACCCAAGGGUGACCCGGGGCGACCCGGCAAGCCAGGGCCGCGGGGUCCCCCUGGAGAACCGGGUCCACCGGGACCCAGGGGUCCCCCGGGGGAGAAGGGCGACUCGGGACGACCAGGGCUGCCCGGGCUGCAGCUGACAACCGGAGCGGCCAGCGGCGUCGGAGUGGUGGGCGGCGGAGCCGGGGGCGGUGGCGACUCGGAGGGAGAAGUGACCAGCGCGCUGAGCGCCGCCUUCAGCGGUCCUAAGAUCGCCUUCUACGUGGGACUCAAGAGCCCCCAUGAGGGUUACGAGGUGCUCAAGUUCGACGACGUGGUCACCAAUCUCGGCAAUCACUACGACCCCACCACAGGCAAGUUCAGCUGCCAGGUUCGCGGCAUCUACUUCUUCACCUACCACAUCCUCAUGCGAGGCGGCGACGGCACCAGCAUGUGGGCGGACCUCUGCAAGAAUGGGCAGGUUCGGGCCAGCGCCAUCGCGCAGGACGCGGACCAGAACUACGACUAUGCCAGUAACAGCGUGGUGCUGCACCUCGAUUCAGGGGACGAGGUGUACGUGAAGCUGGACGGCGGGAAGGCGCACGGAGGCAAUAACAACAAGUACAGCACGUUCUCGGGCUUUCUUCUGUACCCGGAUUAG
Messenger RNA from Marmota flaviventris (yellow-bellied marmot), 864 nucleotides. It is a transcript of the gene C1ql2, whose product is annotated as complement C1q like 2. Gene Ontology annotation, molecular function: protein binding. The record is from RefSeq and is a predicted model, not a curated record. Lineage: Eukaryota; Metazoa; Chordata; Mammalia; Rodentia; Sciuridae.